AUGGCCUUCAACUUCAACUGGUCGCCCCUCACGGCCGACGCUGAUUUCUAUCAGCGCGCCAGGGACCUCCUAACACAGGCGCUCAAUAAGUCGCCCAAGCCUCCCAUCAUCGUCGACGACAUCCUCGUCAGCGAGUUCAACCUCGGCACCGUGCCCCCCGAUUUGGAGAUCCUUGAGAUUGGCGAUCUUGCCGAAGACAGAUUUCGUGGCAUUUUCAAAAUGUGCUACUCGGGCGAUGCCUUUUUGACCCUCAAGACCCGCGUCCAGGCCAAUCCACUCAACACCUAUCUCGACUCAAAACCGUUGUUUACGUCACCACAGCCGUUGGCUGCCGCUUCCGGCUUAACAAUACCUGUUGCAAUUAGCUUGUCCGAGAUUAAGCUCUCUGCCUUUAUCAUUCUAGUCUUCUCCAAGCAAAAAGGCCUGACCCUGGUCUUCCGCAAUGACCCCCUUGAAUCCCUCAAGGUCUCGUCAACAUUUGACUCGAUUCAGUUCGUCCGUGACUAUCUGCAACGCACCAUCGAGCAGCAACUGCGCAAUCUGAUGAUGGAAGAGUUACCUGCCAUCAUCCACCGUCUGUCGCUGCAGUUUUGGUGCACCGACCAGGCACAGAAGGGUACCCAGACACCAACUGCCGAUGCUGACAACCAGGGCUUGGACCCUUUCGCGAGUCCUCCUGCAGAUCCUGUCGAUUCCAACGGCAAUCUGCUAGACCUCAAUGCCAUGUCCGAGUUGACUCUGCACGGCGGAGAAAUGCAAUAUCUCUUUUCGCAAAAGAACUUGCUACGCCUCGCCGCUUUGACCGAUUCGAACCGCACCUUGUCGCUUUUCACCCCUGGAAUUCGCGACGUUGUCUUCCGCGCCUGGUCUGGCCACGGCGACCACUCUGAUGUCACAAGCCCUGCUGUGGCUACACCGAGCCUGGCCAAGACGUACUCGCUCACGGGCGGUGCCAGCACUACAUACACCUUUUCCGAUACGGGUAGCGCCUCUCAUGGGUAUAUGCCGUCACGACCAUCGCUAUCUACCCUCAGCGCAGGCCACACCCCCCUCACUGCCUCGGCUUACCGGUCUCGUCCCGGUCGCAAGAAGAAAACUCGAGUCGUCAACCUCCGUCGCGCCAGGUCCGAGGCCGGCUCCAGCGACAACAUGUCCGACGCGUCGGACACUGCCUCUGUCAAUGUGCCCUUGUCCGAGCCUCUGAUUAUCUCGUCCAUUCCCGAGGAAUCCGAGGAUGGCCGUGCCGUGUCAGAGGAUUUGCAUUCGACCAAGGUCCGCUUCACGCCAGAAAGCAGUGCCAAGGAGCGCGCUCAAGAAAAGACAAGCAACGACCACAUCAAGUCGCACCACCUCAACUCCAAGCAUGUCAAGUCUCCCCUCUCCCAGAUCCACGAGGCUGGCGGGGAGACGUCCCCAGUACAGUAUGCUAAGGAGAAGCUCGCCAUGCGCGACAGCGCUUCCGCUACCUCCGAUACGUCGUCCGUCAUUCUCGAGCAGGCCUGGAUCAUGAAAAUGGCCGGCGAAAUUGCCCGUCGCGUCUAUGAUGAGAAGCAGCACCACGCUGCUUCCGAUGAGGCCUGGGAGGGGGGCGAUGAGCGCCCUCCGCCUCCUGCUUACGAGGCUGCCAACUAA
Molecule: messenger RNA, 1632 nt
Organism: Cordyceps militaris CM01
Lineage: Eukaryota; Fungi; Ascomycota; Sordariomycetes; Hypocreales; Cordycipitaceae
Product: mitochondrial distribution and morphology protein, putative
Exons: 2
Coding region: 1-1632 (543 amino acids)
Biological process (GO): mitochondrion organization; phospholipid transport
Cellular component (GO): ERMES complex
Molecular function (GO): lipid binding
Source: RefSeq, a predicted model, not a curated record